UGUAUGACUAUGGAUGAAACCCUGUAUUCCGUCGCCGAGAAAGUACAGAACUUUGGUGUAAUCUAUCUAUGUCAUAUUACAGAGGUCCCACCCUUUAACAAGGCUGUGCUAACUUCCUGUACGCUCAGAAACAAACAUAUCAUGAUUGAUUUCGGUACCGGUAACAUCAAUAAAAUAAAUUGGGCCAUGGAUAAUAAACAAGAAUUAUUUAGCAUUAUUGAAACAGUGUAUGGUGGCGCUUCGAAAGGACGAGGUUUAGUUGUUUCUCCCAAACAUUCGCCUAUUUCCUAUUAAUCAACUCGUUACAGAUAUUAAUCCUACACCUCGCC
Lentinula edodes (shiitake mushroom) is the source of this 329-nucleotide messenger RNA. Its product is annotated as putative thioredoxin-like 4A. The record is from RefSeq and is a predicted model, not a curated record. The transcript has 5 exons. Gene Ontology annotation, biological process: mRNA splicing, via spliceosome. The annotation marks the transcript as partial. Gene Ontology annotation, cellular component: spliceosomal complex; U5 snRNP; U4/U6 x U5 tri-snRNP complex. Lineage: Eukaryota; Fungi; Basidiomycota; Agaricomycetes; Agaricales; Omphalotaceae.